AUGUCAUCAACAACUGCAACUACACCAGCAUCAUUCGCUGAUUGCUUUACAUCAGCAACACCAACAACAACAGCUUCAACAACAACAACAACUCCAACACCAGUUAAUAACAAUAAUAAUAAUAAUAAUAAGAAAUUCAAUAAUAAUAAUAACAAUGGUAAUAAAAAAGUAAAUACACCAUCAAUUUUCAGUGAAGAACAAAUUCAGAAUGUUUGUAAGGAAUUCAAAUUGAAAGAGAAUGAUCUUUUACCUUUUACCGCACAGGAUCCUGUCAAUAAUAAUCAAUUACAGGGUUUGGUCGUAAAGGAUAUCAAUGAUUUCAUCUUGAUGAAAUUGAAUAGUAUCGAUCUCUUGGAGUAUCAAUACAUUCAUGUCGUUCCGAAAUUGAAAAAGUAUCAAUCAAAUGCAUUACCAAAUGUAUCAUUUCAACGUUAUUACAUUGCAAAUAAAUGGAACGGUAUGAAUAUUCAAGUAUUUAAAUACUUUGAUAAUGAUGGAAAUCAAUUCAUUGGAUGUAGACCAAGAACAUCUCACUUUUUAGCAAACAAUAAGAAUGGAAAUGUAUUGGAUAUCGUCAGUGGAAUAUUGUCACGUGAUCAAGUAGAUGAAUCACAGGUUAACAGUACCUUUAAGAGUGGUAGUCCUUUGUUGUUGUCCAAGUUGGUCGGUGAUAGCAAUUGUAGAUCAAUGUCAUUCGAGUUGUGUGGUAGUUUGGUUCCACACAUUGUAAAGUACGACUUUGAAGCAGAGUUGAAACCAUUGAUGAUGAUUUCGCUCGACGGAACAGUCUCACCGGUCAUCUCAUCGCCAGACACUGACAUCGUUGUCAGUCCAACACCGAUUGGAAUGCGUGAUCUCUUGGAACCAGUGGUCAAUCAAAUCAAAUCCGAUCUACUCGCCAAGAAUCAAUCGUACAGACAACAAAACCAACUCUCUGAGAACAUGUAUUGGUUCAACCAUUUCCUCGAGGAAGGCAGAGUAUUGUAUAUUUUGAAUGAACAGAAUCAACUGGGUGUUCCAAGUGGUAACAUCUUUGCAAUUAAACCAAAUGAUACUGAUAAGUUUCAUUGGGAACAAUUUGAUAAUGGAAUUCAAACAAAGAUAUUAAUGAUUGUACACGAGUUGAAAGAGAAAGGUUCACCAGUCAACAAGACAACACUUCAAGCAGAGCUGGGAUUGGAUCAAUAUUCUUGGUCGAAAUGGGAAGAUGAUAUUAUGGACUUGGCCAUCUUGCCAGAGUAUGAUGCAACCAAAGUAACUGCAGCACCAAAGAAGAAGGGUCAAACUUCACCAACCAAUGGUGCUGAUACCAACUCGAAACAAAUAGUAUCUAAUGAGAAUCAACGUUUGGUUAUCACUGUCGGUUAUCCAGCAUCUGGAAAGAGUUACUUUGCUUCAAAGUUGGCUCAACGUGGCUGGAUGCGUGUCAACCAAGACGAACUGGGAACUCGUAAAAAGUGCGAAGACAAUUUGGCUCAGUACUUGAAGCGUGGUGACAGUGUCAUUGUCGAUCGUUGUAACUUUGAUAUUCAACAACGUCGUUCAUGGCUCAAGAUUGGAAAGCAACACGGUGUCAAGAAUAUCUUGAUCCUCUGGUUCAAGAUCGAUGCCGACCUCUGCAAGAAGAGAAUCGUCGUACGUGAAGAUCACCCUACCAUCCCAAAAGGAAACGAAGGUAUCGAAAUCAUUUCAAAGUUCCAAAACAUGUUUGUAGAUCCAAUGGAUAUCGAAGGUUUCUCAAACAUCGAAACAAUCAACUCUGAGGAGGAAUCAAACUUGGCACUAGAGAGGUUCGCUCAGAUGGUAGCUCAACCAACAAUCGAAGAAUCAAAUAUCACAAAUCUUUCAUCAUUAACCAUCGAGGCUGCUGUUUAA
Heterostelium album PN500 is the source of this 1875-nucleotide messenger RNA. Its product is annotated as ATP-binding protein. Gene Ontology annotation, biological process: DNA repair. The record is from RefSeq and is a predicted model, not a curated record. Gene Ontology annotation, molecular function: double-stranded DNA binding; ATP-dependent polydeoxyribonucleotide 5'-hydroxyl-kinase activity; polynucleotide 3'-phosphatase activity. The transcript has 3 exons. NCBI's taxonomy places the organism in Eukaryota, Evosea, Eumycetozoa, Acytosteliales, Acytosteliaceae. Bases 1 to 1875 code for a protein of 624 amino acids.